AUGGGCUCUGCCUGCCGGAAGUCUCUGCCGGCCGAAACGGGCUCAGACACCACCGCUGGUGCGGAGCAAGCUGAGCAGAUUCCGGUGGUUCACCCCGUGGAGGAGAAGAUUGUGGAGCGGCCGGGGCCUGGCCUAGGCAGUUUGGUGCGGGAUGUGGGGCGUUGGCACGCUCCGGUGGUGAUCCUGGACGUGGGGAAAGGCUUGAAGGGCAUCAAGGCGAGCUUCUUUAAGCUUUUCCCACGGGGGAAGUUUAUGAGCGUCACCGAGUUCUUCUCAAGCGAGUCGUUGCUGGGCCACUGCAUCGUUUUGAUCCAUGGGGGGGGCGAUCACAAGAACUACCUGGGGGAGCCUGAACGAGAGAAGCUGGUGGAACACCUCCGCAAAGGUGGAUCCCUGUUGACGAUUUCCGCUGGUGGCACCUUUUGCGGCUGCAACCAGAACUGCCUCUCCCUGCUGCCCAUCUGGGCCCACGAACGACCACAUUGGCAGCGUGGCACGGGGUCUGUGAAGCUGAAGCUGACGGCCUAUGGAGAACAUCUCCUGCCGGAUUUCAAAGGUUUAGAGCUUGAAUCCCAGUACUACAAUGGCCCCCUGCUGCUGCCUGUGGCGGAAGAGGGAUGGGGGGCAUCCUUAGAGCUCCCACUGCCAAUCUUCCCACUCCUCACCUACCAGACAGAGAUGAACGAAUGCCACGCUUCGCGCUCGCUGCUGGGGAUGCCUGCGGUGCUGGGCGGUGAGCUGGGCCUCCUGGGGGGACGCUUCGUGGUCUUUGGGCCCAACGUCGAGGUGAAGCCCUCAGAGUCCAUGCUGCUCUUGGUCCAACGCCUGGCCUCCUGGCUCUCUGCCUCUCCUCAGCUCCGCGCGCUUUCGGCCGCGGGCCGCGAUGCGGGGGUGGAAGAGGCCGUCGCUGCGAGGCCGCUGUACAGCGAGGUGCACGUGGCGGGGACAGAGCGUGAUGGCGGAGAGCUUUUGAGGUUUCCUCAGCCUUCGGCCUAUCCUGCCCUGGCAGAAGAUCAGAUCUCCGCCAGCGAGGUGGACGAGUUUAGCUUGCCAGAUUGCAGGUUGGUCAUUGUGGAUUUAGGGAAAGGCUUCGAGCAGCUAGAGGAGAUCUUUUCUCCGCUGGUGCCAGAAUCUCAACGGACCACUGUUUCUCCUCAAGACCUGCAAGGCGCUGUGAGCCCAGGAGACGUGAUUUUUCUCCACGGCGGCAUGGCCAAUGAGCAUGCCGAGCGCUUGGGAGUCGAUGGGCGGAGGCUGAUCCGACAGCACCUGUGCAGUGGUGGGGGUGUGAUGGGCGUUUGCGCUGGAGCCCAUUGGCUCUCAUGCCGAGACCUCCCUUUGUGGGGGCAUAUCUUGCCAGCCGUGCCGCAUGACAACAAAGAUUGGAGACGCGGCAUUGGCGAGGUGAGCAUCGCCCUGACGGUGGAAGGACAGCGGCUCCUAGGCCUGAAGGACUCCUCCAUGUCCCUGCGCUACGCGAAUGGACCCUUGUUGGUGGCACUGCAUUCGGAGACGUAUCAGAACUACCAGCCUGGCCGGGCGACCGAGGAGGAGGAGGCGAAGCUCGCGGGGCCCGGAGCGGUGCCUUUGGCGGUCUUCUCCGACUGCGCAGAUUCGAAGAUCACCGGUUGGACGAGCAUGAAGGGCCAUGCUGCCGCAUGGGCGUGGUGUACAUCGCAGGGAGGUCGGGUGAUUGCCCUCUCGCCCCAUCCGGAGUAUCACCAGACGGCAGAAUCCCGGCACCUCUUCAGGAGGUUACCGGCUUGCACCGAUGCGGACAACAGCGGCUCCAUCUCCAAACUGGAGCUGGUUGCGGCGAUGCAAAGCGGGAUGAUGUCGGCCAUGACGAAGUGGUCGGAUAACCCUUCGGUGGACGAGUUCCUCAUGCCGGGCGUCGACAGCAGCCGGAUCAUGGAUGAUGAGAAUCUCUUUGAGAAGAUCGAUGGCCUGUUCGAGGCGAUUGCUGGUGGGAAGAAGUCGUUGCCCAAGUGGUCUAUGGUGCUUGAUCCGGGAGAGUUUGCCGUUGCCAGUCUUUUCACACACCAGGCGAUGACGGCUUCGCCGGUAGACUUCACAUUGACUUCGCCCGGGGCUGAGGAUGCCUCGACGUCUGAGCCGGACUCCGAGCCGACCACUGUGGUGCCCAGAAGUGUCAAGUGGCACUACACCCGGAAGUGCAACUACUCCUGCAAGUUCUGCUUCCACACGGCGAAGAGCAGUUUCUUCCUGCCUGAGACCGAAGAGGGAAUGAUGGAGUCAAAGGAGUGCCUCCGGCGCCUCAAAAUGGCAGGCAUGGAAAAACUAAACUUCAGUGGCGGGGAACCCUUCCUGCACGACAAGGCACUGGGAGAACUCUGCCGCUUUUGCAAGGUGGAGUUGGAGCUCCCGAGCGUCAGCAUCGUGUCCAACGGAAGCCUCAUCAAGGAGAGCUGGAUGAAGCGCUUUGGAAGCUUCGUGGACAUCUUGGCGAUCUCCUGCGACUCCUUUGUGGAAGAGACCAAUGUACGUGUAGGUCGUGGUCGUGGGGAACACUUGCGGAAGCUCGAGGAGAUCAAGAAGUGGUGCGUCGAGUACAAGGUGGACUUCAAAAUCAACAGUGUCAUCAACGCUCUCAACGUUGAUGAGGACAUGUCCGAGCACAUCGAACGUUUGCAGCCCAAGCGUUGGAAGGUUUUCCAAUGCUUGCUGAUCGAGGGCGAGAACGCAGGGGAAGAGGCGAUUCGCGACGCUCGAUCACUGACGAUCUCUGAUGAACAGUUCCAGUCCUUUCUGGAACGUCACAAAGCAGUGUCCGUGUUGGUCCCAGAGAGUAAUGAUGCCAUGAUGAACUCGUACCUGAUCUUGGAUGAGAAGCUUUGCUUCCUGAAUUGUACUUCGGGUGGGAAGAAGCCAAGUGCUUCCAUCCGCGAUGUGGAGGUGGAGGUGGCCUUGCGUCAGGCCGGCUUCGAUGCGGAGAUGUUCGUGAAGCGCGGAGGGGUCUAUGAUUGGACCAAGCAAAGAGACAUCGAGGAUCUGGGCGAGGACAUGAUGGAUGUGAAGACACAGACGGCGGGAACCUUGGUGAAGAAGAUGUACAAGGGCCCCCGCGGCGUGCUAGGGGAUCGCGAAAGCCGCGAUGAAUGCGGUCGGCCCAUUGGGAUCCAAGCGCGCGACUUGGAGAUCCCCAGAGACGUCCAGCGCUUUACUUACAGCGACUUUGAGAAGUACUUCCGCAAGGCCGUGGUGGCGGCGACGCCACGGCCGCCCAGCAAUCAAAACCGAUCUUCCACGCGGGUCUUCAUCAUCGGCCCGGGCUUCGGGAAUCAGAUCAAUCCGCGGCAGAGCCGCAUGGUUGAAGCUGCGGGGUAUCAGAUGCGCUUCUGCUUCAGCAUUCCGAACCCAGAAGUGCCACAUUUUCCAGUGGAUCCCUAUCUAGAACAAGUGAAGUCCGAGAUGGACGCGUUCAGACCCCACGUCGUGAUGGGCGCCUCCAAAGGUGGAGUCUACAUCAUCGGCCUUUGGCGGCGUGGCUACUGGCGAGGGCCCACCGUGUUAAUCAACGCGCACCCCACGUGUCGCCAGUUGCCGCAGGAGGCGAAUGUGGUGAUCGCUGUGGGCUCCAACGAUGAGGUCUAUCCCAUCCAACGGCCUGAGCUCGAGGAGAUCAUGAAGACCGGUGGAAUGAACAAGACCUUCCUCUACUUCACCGCCGACAGUGGGCGUCUGCCCUCCGGGCAAAUCUCGCGGCAAGGGGACACCCACAAUCAGGAGUCCUUGCUGCACCAUGACGUGCUGCCGCGCCUCAUUGACUCCGUCCUCUGUCCCGAGGGCCCUGAGAUGCACUUCAUCCGGACCUGGAAAGAAAGGCUCUCGGUGGAGCGCAACAAUGCGGAGCUGUGGUUAGGCUUUAGCCCAGAGCAGGUCAUGCGGCUCUGGUCCACCAACGGGCACGGGCAACACUUGUUCGACGUGCACCCUGGCACAGAGGAGUAUCGCAUGGUGACCGCUGCCUUCAAGGCUCUGCCGGUGGAACAGCAAGCGUACAUCCUCUCGCCGCCGGAAACCUGGCUGCCGGUGCGCGCCCUGAGAAUUCAACGUGUGGAGAACGGACCACAAGGAGAUGCAUCAUGGAAGCCUUACUACAAGUCGUUGGUAAGGUCCUUGGAAGACCAAGGGGUGGAGUUCGAGCCCGGAACCCACACGUGUUGGGCCUUUCAUGGAUGCAACAACGAAGCGCUGGAGUCAAUCAUCAACAACCCGCUCUCGGGCUUCCAGCCAUUGGCAUCAGGAAGCCGCAGUACAACGCUUUGGGGCUCUGGCACCUAUUUUGCUCGAGACGCCAAGUACGUGGCUGAUGGUGGCUUCUGUGGUACGCCUGACAUGAACGGCAGUCGGAGGAUGCUGAUGUGCCUGCUGAUCAUGGGAAUGCCCUGCUUGGGGGAUCCCACUCACAAGGGCGUGCUGCCUUUCCGACACAAGCCGCCGCAUCGGUACCAUAGCUCAGUGGAUUGCCUUGCAAGCCCUGAAGUCAUGGUGGUGCCUGGGCUGAGACGUUGA
Molecule: messenger RNA, 4536 nt
Organism: Durusdinium trenchii
Lineage: Eukaryota; Dinophyceae; Suessiales; Symbiodiniaceae
Source: the annotation of a GenBank genome assembly